GGUUGUUUAUUUGCACCACGUGUUGGUAUAUUGUAAAUACAGCUCGAAUGAUUACAAGGAUGAGUUUGAACACCAUGCACAUGUUCUGCUUGGUCAGGGCGAAUAACACAAGAAUCAGCAAGACUUCAGAUCACCAUUGUAGUGAUCAGUGUUAAAAAUGCUGAAGUGUCAAGUCAGAACUAACUGACAGCAACAUGAAAGCUUUCCAAACCUUUUAUUAUAGGGAAAACACCAAUAUCGAAUAAUAACACGCUACGUCACGCUAACCCUUCAUUUGCAACCUGAAGUAAAGAUGGGUGGUACUCUGAGUAUAAAUAUUCUUGCUCCGAGGCCCUUAACUUUAGUUUACAUGCAAAACCCGAUUACAUCCAAAACACCAGGACGCACUCAAAAGUGACCACCAAGAUGCUCUGUGUGGGUAUUUUUGUGGGAUUGGUGUUAGAGUCCUGGUCUUUUCCUGUGCAGAACUCCUCUUUGGUCCAUCAGACAAGGCUGAGGAUGAAGAGAGAAUAUGAAGAGCAAUAUGUGGACCCAGAGGAGAUGAAUGCCAUGGACAGGAUCCUCAGAGUAAAUCAACGUAGUUUUCCAUUACGGGAGGGUGACAUAGUGACUUCAGGAUCCCACAGUGCCAUUACAUGUUUAGGAGAUUCUUGCCGCUGGCCCAAAUCUGUUGAUGGUUUUGUGUAUGUGCCUUACAUCAUGUCACCAUUAUAUGAUGAUAUGGACAGAAUCACCAUAGAAACAGGAAUGUUGGACAUUUCCUCUGCAACAUGUGUGAAGUUUGUGCCUCGCACACAUCAAGCAAACUUCCUCAAUAUCCAGCCUAGAUCUGGCUGCUGGUCAUAUCUGGGAAUGAUAGGAGGCAGUCAGACUGUGUCUUUGCAGUCUCCGGGCUGUAUGUGGUCAGGAGUGGCGUCCCAUGAGAUAAUGCACGCUCUGGGAUUUGUACACGAGCAGUCCCGCUCUGAUCGUGACCACUAUGUUUCCAUUCUGUGGGAAAACAUCAUGGAGAACCAAAGACACAACUUUAGGAAGUAUGAGACAAACAACCUCAAAACAGCAUAUGACUACAGUUCUGUCAUGCACUAUGGGAGAUAUGCCUUCUCAGAGGAUGGGGGACCCACCAUCAUCCCUAAACCAGACCCUUAUAUUCCCAUUGGCCAGCGAGACGGACCAAGUCUUCUGGACAUUCACAAAAUAAACAUCUUGUAUAACUGUGGUGGCCUUGUGUGAAACAUAAUUUAUAAAAGAGUUAUAUGGAAUGGACCCACCAUAAUUCACUGGACAACAUUUAUUCACCUUUCCUUUUCAUUUUAUCAUGCGUUGAGAUUUUCAAAUUUUGCAUAUUACAUUUGAAAAUGUAUGUUUUAAACUAAGACAUAAGAUAUAUUUUGAAACAAUUUAGUUAUAACAGAUCAUAUUACAUCCUGUAAACUAUUUAGCACAAUACAGGAAAUGCAUUUUUGGGCCAAUGACAUAUAAAAGUAUCCAUGAUAAACAACAGGAAAAACCUUUUAAAAAGUCUAGUUUUAAACGCGUGUUGUGUUUUUAGAAAUGCACUUUUUUCAUGUUGGUUAUGGUUUACCAUUUUUGACAAAAGUUUAAAUUGAAUGAUCCUUAAAAUGGCAUGUGGUAUAACCAAAAAAAUCCAUAAAAUGCCUUAAAUACAUACUGUAUGUGUGUACACUUUAAUCAUUAUUUUAAAGUUUUUUUUCUCGCAAACAUCAUGAAUUGUUAAUUUAUAAAUAUCAUUAAAGCUG
Megalobrama amblycephala (Wuchang bream) is the source of this 1760-nucleotide messenger RNA. RefSeq names its product high choriolytic enzyme 2-like 1 (gene he2). Gene Ontology annotation, biological process: proteolysis. Lineage: Eukaryota; Metazoa; Chordata; Actinopteri; Cypriniformes; Xenocyprididae. The record is from RefSeq and is a predicted model, not a curated record. Gene Ontology annotation, molecular function: metalloendopeptidase activity; zinc ion binding. Bases 406 to 1233 code for a protein of 275 amino acids. The transcript is spliced from 9 exons.